AUGACGCUGCCCACCAGCGAAACACCAAUCAAACUUGUGCUGACGAACAGCAACCGGCACAAAAGCACCGAGGAGGCUUUGCAAUUCUUCUGCGAAGAGGAGGAGACACACCAGGAGAGAGGCAUUUCCCAGGGGAGCCACGCUGACUACCCCCCCACAGAUGACGCGAAUGGCAUAGCGGAAGAACUCCUGGGUGAACUCCUCUACAUAGGGGUCAUCAUCAAGCAUGCCAAUAAAUUACACUCCAAAGAAAGCAUUAAAAAUUGGUUAAAGCGAAGUGCAAACUAUCACGUCCGUGUGGACAUCGUAUUCGUGAGUGACAAUGGGGUGGAAGCAUCCGCACUGGCAUAUAAAUUCCAUUUGCAGGAGGAAAACUAUUUCGAUGGUGAACAGAGGAGAGUGCACAGGAGGGUGCUGGCCAGGAGAAGGGGGUCUCCUCACAACGGGGGGGACCCCUCAGAUGGGGUAGAAAAAAAUCAGGAGAAAAAUGCACCAACCAGUGGGACACCCCCAGGGGAGAUUGCAUGGCAGGUGGACCAAGAGAGAGUUCUCUUCCCAUUGGAUAGUCACAAACAGGCAUGCGAUGAGAUGGAAGAUUCUCUCCUUGCAACGGAGCAAUACCAAGUGGAGGGGGUCAUUUAUUUUCUGGAGCUCCCACUUACCAUUUCGCAAAGGUACCUCAACGAGAAGCUACUGGUGAAGGUCCAGCUGAGCGAAAGCUCCAAGGCUGACACGUGGAAGAGUGGGAACUGCUUCCUCAACGAUAAACAGGUGAAUGACUUGAGGAGGAUUUUCACCUACCCGUCGCUGCUGCUGAGCAAUGUGCGCUGGUCGUCGACCUUUACGUCUGGAAUGGCGCUCGAAGGGGGAAAGAAGAGGAAAAAAAAAAGGAACACUGAGGGGAGUGGCGCGGUUGGCGGCGGUGACGACGAUGAUGACGAUGAUAACGAUAGCGACGAUGGCGACGAUGAUGACGAUGACCAAGAUGGUGACCGUGGCGACCAGGGCGACCCCUUCCCGCACAGCGGAGAGGACGUGCGCAGCUUCCCGCCGAGCGUCGACAUGCACAGCAUAUGCAGAGGCAUAAACAAGCUGGAGGAGCACGUGCACAGCGCGAGCUACGCAAACAGAGGCUUCAAAAAAAUUAGCCUCACCAAGCCAAUCGUCGUCACCAAGCCGCUCAACAUCAAGUGCACCAUAAUGGAGCCCUACCUCCACCUCGAAAUUGAAAAUGUGACGAAACAGAACAGCGUGCAUAUUCAUGAGCUCUUCUCUAGAUCGGUGCACAUUGACAGUAGGGACCCCUUUCCCUUUUCUCUCCUCCCGGAAGAGACCUACAGUCUUUACCUUCCCAUUGUAAGCUUCGCACAGGAACUCUCGCAGAGGAGUUCCCAAGACAGGGAGAGGAUGAGGGGCUCCCAGCGUAGCUCUAUCUACUCUGCUGAUGUGAGCUCUGGCCUACAGAACACUCUCCACGGCAUCGAUGCAGGUGCUUCACUGUAUAACCCCUUCUUCCUCGGAGCCGAAGGAGGGGCCCCUCACCAGAUGGGCAAACGCCGCAGCAGUGACGCGCACCAGCGGGCAAGCCAACUUGCAGACGUGACGAAGAGGUUAAAAAAUAGAAAUCAAAUUUCGUGCGUCCCAUUUGAAGAUAAGAACAAACGGUUGUCCUUCCACUGCCAAAGCGACAAAAGCAUCAUCACCCUGUCGGUCAAAUGGAGCAUCGACGAUACGCCGGAUAACUGCAUAUGGUCCCAGUACUGCAUGGAGGUGGAGAUGCCAACACCGCACAGCUUCAGCCUGGAAGUUUCCUUCGUAAAGGAAAUCAAUUCUUCCUCCGUCCUUAUGGCCGUCUUUUCAUUUUAUAACUCCCACCACGAGGAUAUAGACAUCCUCAUCGAGAUGCAAGACGAGAGUGCUACCCUGAACAACGACGUCCACUCUUCGCUCAUUUCCUUUAGCUCGCUAAUCCACGUGGGAGUCAUCAAACCAUUUCAGCGCAGGUCCGUCAGCGUCCGAAUGCUCGCCAUCAUGUUCGGCGUGCACAACGUCCCCUUCGUCAAAAUUGUCAAUCGCCUGAACGACGCUGCGUUUUACGUCGACUUGGGGUCCAUCCUCGUCACGGAGUAG
Molecule: messenger RNA, 2130 nt
Organism: Plasmodium vivax (malaria parasite P. vivax)
Lineage: Eukaryota; Apicomplexa; Aconoidasida; Haemosporida; Plasmodiidae
Exons: 1
Coding region: 1-2130 (709 amino acids)
Source: RefSeq, a predicted model, not a curated record